Molecule: messenger RNA, 1104 nt
Organism: Thecamonas trahens ATCC 50062
Lineage: Eukaryota; Apusomonadida; Apusomonadidae
Exons: 1
Coding region: 1-1104 (367 amino acids)
Biological process (GO): carbohydrate transport
Cellular component (GO): membrane
Molecular function (GO): symporter activity
Source: RefSeq, a predicted model, not a curated record
AUGAUCCGAACGCUGCAGAACCCGGCGUUUGGCACGCUCCUCAUCACCAUCACCUUUCUCAACUGCCAGCCGUACUACCUGGUCAUUCUUCCAUACUGGGUCAAGUACUCGCUCGAGCUGGACUCGUUCUGGCAGGCUGCGAUCAUGACGACGUAUAUGACAGGCGCCUUUGUGUUUAUUCCAUUCUGGACAUGGCUGGCGGCGCGGGUUGGCAAGAAGCGCACGUAUUUGCUGUCGAUGGGCGUGGCGGUGGUGGCGUUCUCGACGAUUGUGCUGGUGCGGUCAGGCGACAAGGUGGCCGCGGUGUUAGUCUCGUUUUGCGCCGGAGCGUCGGGCCUCUCGCUCAACGCGUACAACUUUCUCUUCCAGUCGCUGCUUGCGGACAUCAUCGAGUACGACGAGCUGCGGACCGGCGUCCGCCGCGAGGCGCAGUACGCCAACAUGGUCCAGGUCUUCAACGCGUUGACCUCGGUCAUGUCGGUCUCGCUCCCGCUGUUUAUCAUGGACUCGGUCGGCUUCCACGCCAACGAAGACCAGCCGGCCAAGGUCCGGCACACCAUCUCAGCGCUGCUUGGUCCGGGCUGCGCCGUAUACGUGGCCCUGGCCGCGCUCUCAUUCGUCUUUUACCCCAUCACCACACUCGUUCAUGAGCGCAUCCGCGACGGGCUCGACCUCCACGCCACCGGACAGCCUGCACUCGACCCAGUGACUGGUGAGAUGGUUCUUGCGCCCGGCUCGACAACCUCGGUGGUCGACAGUGACGUCGCAUGGUUCCUCGACAACUUUUCCGCUUUGAGCUCCGCUGGGCCCUCCUCCGCAACUCGAAGCAGGUGCCCAAGCGCGGACUGUUCCGCCUCGUCAUGGCCUGGAUUGCACUCACCACCGCCACUACUGUUGGCUCGAUCGUCUGGAUCCUGCAGAACGUCGACCGCUACAUGGAGGUCGGCUCGUUUAUCGCCAUGGUCUCACUCGCCUGGCUCAUCUUUAACCUCUGCCGCAUUGCUCCGGCGCUCAAAUUUGCGCGCGCGCCCAUGCCGUGGGCCAUCAUCCACCACCACGUCGUCAAUGGCAACAACUUGGUGGCCAAGAGCAUGUAGCCUGUGA